Gossypium arboreum is the source of this 6104-nucleotide messenger RNA. RefSeq lists its product as uncharacterized. The transcript has 6 exons. The record is from RefSeq and is a predicted model, not a curated record. Gene Ontology annotation, cellular component: nucleus. The coding region runs from base 593 to 5422 and encodes 1609 amino acids. NCBI's taxonomy places the organism in Eukaryota, Viridiplantae, Streptophyta, Magnoliopsida, Malvales, Malvaceae. Gene Ontology annotation, molecular function: chromatin binding.
AGAGAACUUUUUCUUGGUAAGCACACCUAUCAGUCAACACUUUCUAAAUUUAUAUCUAGUCGUCGAGUCCCAUUGCAGAAUCCCACAAACGUUAUCUUAAUUCUGUCACAGCCCGUGACUUUAUCUUACCGUUGUUACGAACUCGCCCGAACUACUAUAUGCCCAAACCCAGUGCCCGUUCUGCCUACCAUGUACCAAAGUACACCUUUUCUUUUGCCAUCCUUCUCUAUAUAUCUCCCUCUAUAGAUGUAGAGCAAGUUUUUUCUUCUUUUUAAUUUUAAACUUCUCUUUUUUUUAUUUCCCUCUGUAGAUCAAAAGGCGGCUUAAGAAAUCGAACGCAGUGGACGGAUCUAAGGUUGAAUUAGAUUGGGUAAACGGGAGAAUCACGGUUAAAGGGAAUUAGGUUUUUAGAUUUGUGAUUGGGGAAAUUAGGGUUUGGUUAAGGGGAGAUUUCUCAUUUCUGUCGGAGAUAAGGUUGGGGUGGAUCUAGGGCUUGAGUUGGUGAAAGUAGGGAAGCUGGAAUUCAAGAGGGGAAAAAAGAUAGAUAUUAGGAGGGCGGAUUGAUGGUACUCGAAGGGGAAAAUGCAAGACUAUGCAUGGGCGGGGAGGAGAUGAUGAGAGGAAAAAGGUACGGCAGAUGUGGACAGUCCCUACACGUGCAACGGAGGUUCUGAAUGGUGAUGGUGUUGCUUCGCCCUCUUUUUCUUCUUCCUCAGUUAAUUCAUUUUCAAAGGAUGGACGCAAGAUCAGUGUUGGUGACUGUGCUCUUUUCAAACCACCUCUAGAUUCUCCACCUUUCAUUGGAAUAAUUCGUUGUCUGACUGCUAGCAAAGAAAAUAAGUUAAAGUUGGGUGUUAAUUGGCUUUAUCGACCUGCUGAAGUAAAGCUUGGUGAAGGCAUCCUGUUGGAAGCUGCGCCAAACGAAAUCUUUUAUUCCUUUCAUAAGGAUGAGAUUCCUGCUGCAUCAUUACUCCAUCGGUGUAAAGUUGCAUUUCUUCCCAAAGACGUUGAACUUCCAUCAGGUUUUUGCUCAUUUGUUUGCCGGCGAGUUUAUGAUAUUACAAACAAGUGUUUAUGGUGGCUAACUGACCAAGAUUAUAUUAAUGAACAACAAGAAGAAGUAGAUCAGCUAUUAUAUAAGACGCGCUUAGAAAUGCAUGCUACAGUCCCGCCAGAUGGAUGUUCACCAAAGCCAGUGAAUGGUCCAACAUCAACAUCACAGUUAAAACCUAGUUUAGAGAGUGUACAGAACACUGCUUCAUCAUUUCCUUCUCAGGGUAAGGGAAAGAAAAGGGAGCGUGGUGAUCAAGGCUCCGAGCUUAUCAAACGGGAACGCACUAGUAAAAUAGAUGAUGGGGAUUCUGGUCAUGGUAGACGAGAAAUUAAUUUAAAAUUUGAGAUUGCAAAAAUCACUGAAAAGGGGGGCCUAGAAGAUUAUGAAGAUGUUGAGAAAUUAGUUCAUCUCAUGGUGCCUGAGAGAAAUGAAAAGAAAAUAGACUUGGUGAGCCGGUCAAUGCUUGCCAGUGUAAUAUCAGCUACAGACAAGUUUGACUGUCUUAAUCGUUUUGUUCAGCUGAGAGGGUUGCGUGUUUUUGAUGAAUGGCUCCAGGAAGUCCACAAAGGGAAGAUUGGUGAUGGUAGUGGUUCCAAGGAUGAUAGAUCGGUUGAUGAUUUUCUUUUAACCUUACUACGAGCACUUGAUAAGCUACCUGUAAAUCUCACAGCUUUACAGAUGUGUAACAUUGGUAAGUCUGUGAAUCAUUUGCGUACUCAUAAGAACAUAGAGAUACAGAAGAAAGCAAGGAGUUUAGUUGAUACAUGGAAAAAAAGAGUUGAAGCUGAGAUGGAUGCCAAGUGUGUCUCAUCUCAUGGUGUUCCCUGGUCUGCAAGGUCUCGACUUUCGGAUGUUUCUCACAGUGGAAGCAAGCAUUCUGGGUCAACUGAGGUUGCCGUGAAGAGUUCAGCCACUCAGCUUUCUGCCUCUAAAACUAUUUCGGUUAAGCUUACUCAAGGAGAGACUGCAACCAAGUCUGCUUCUGCAUUGGUGGGAUCUACGAAGGCAGCAAUAUCGCCUGCUUCUGCCAGUGCAAAUUUAAAAGAUGUGCAGGCACGAGGUGCAACUGUUGUUGGCACCUCUGAUCCUCAAACAACAGCAAAGGAUGAGAAAAGCAGCAGUUCGAGUCAGUCCCACAACAAUAGUCAAUCUUGUUCUAGUGACCAUGCAAAGACUGGAGGAGUUUUUGUGAAGGAGGAUGCAAGAAGUUCUGCAGCUGGCUCUGGAUCAGUGACUAAGAUCUCGGGUAAUUCUUCCAGGCACCGGAAAUCCAAUAACGGUUUACCAGGGUCCUCUGGAGUUCAAAGGGAAACUGGAUCAGGCAAAAAUUCUUCUUUGCACAGAAAUCUUGCUUCAGAAAAAGUAAUACAGUCUGGUUUAACGUGUGAAAAGGCUGUGGAUGCUCCUAUGGCUGAGUCUAAUAGUCAUAAGUUCAUUGUUAAGAUCCCAAAUCGAGGUAGAAGUCCAGUACAAAGUGCCAGUGGAGGAUCUCUUGAAGAUCACUCAGUCAUGAAUAGCAGGGCUUCUUCUCCUGUGCUUUCAGAGGCGCUUGAACAAUUUGAUCGUAACUUGAAGGAGAAGAAUGAUAGUUACCGGACUAAUGUUGCUACUGAUGCCAAUACUGAAUCAUGGCAGAGCAAUGACUUAAAAGACAUGCUAACAGGGUUUGAUGAGGGAGAUGGUUCACCUGCAGCUGUUCCCGAUGAAGAAAACUGUAGGACUGGAGACGAUGCUAGGAAAACAAAUGAAGUUACUAAAACUGCUUCAUCUUCUGGAAAUGAACAUAAAUCAGGGAAAGUGCAGGAGCCUUCUUUCAGCUCCAUAAAUGCUUUAAUUGAUAGUUGUGUCAAGUUCUCUGAAUCAAAUGUGUGCAUGCCUGUUGGAGACGAUGCUGGAAUGAAUCUGCUUGCUAGUGUGGCUACUGGAGUAGAUGUGGCUUCACUGAUAGAUUCUCCACAAAGAUAUACCUCCCUUGUUGAGCUCUCUUACACAGGCAAUGAUACAAAACUAAAACCUUCUUCUGGGGAUGAGGUUGUCCGAGAUCAAAAUCAGUCUGUUGAGAGUGCCAAUGAGCAUCUGAAGCAGGCAGUUGGUGGUAAUUCAUGGGCUAAGAAUGCAGACAGCAAGAUUGGUUCCUCUCAAGAAAAAUAUAGAGAGCUGAAUGAAAAUUUAUCGUCUUCAAGAAUUCCGUACACUGCAGACCCAUGUGUUGAAAAUGAUAAAUUAAAGGAAAGUGUAACCACCACUUUAAUUAAUUUGCCCUCUGCAAGCACUGUGGAGAGAACUACUGAUAUUGGAGAUUGCAAAGAGCAUCUGGAGAAAAAGGCAGGUGGAAUGGAUGGUGAUAGCAGUUUGGGUACUAAACAAAAAUGGUGCUCUUCUGUGGCCAAUGAAAAUAAAGUCAUAGAUCCAUUUGUAGAAGUUGAGAAAAAAGAAGUUCUAGGAUCUUCAUCUGUACCUUCUGUCGAAGUUGAUGUUGACAAUAAGAAAACUGUCUCUGAAGGUUCAGAAAGAAGUUCACAGACUCAUCAGAAGUCACCAGUUGUUGGACAUUCCCCCAAAGGAACUGAGAAAGAAGCUUUGCCUCCUGGAUUUGGUAAAGAUGCAGUUUUCGAAAAUGUUGAUGAAGUGAAGGCUGAGAAGGAUGUUGAGACUAAGGCACCUGGUCAUACUGGUGAAUGCGAAACUGUCAGUGCCCAGAAAGGCGAGCUUGUGGAGCAGAAGCUAGAAGAUAAUGAGGGUAAUGAACCAUGUGCUGGACCAUCUCCUUGUGUAUCACCUACUGUAAGGGAUAAAGAACAACCUAUGAGGCCAAGGGGGUCUAAUUUGACUGGUGAAGAGGCAGAUGAAGCUGAGGAAGGGACAUCAGCUACUAGAGAUGCUCCUGUUACAGGUGGUACAGAUUCAGAUGCAAAAGUAGAAUUUGACUUGAAUGAAGGCUUUAAUGCAGAUGAGGGGAAAUUUGGAGAUCCUAAUAACUUGACAGCAUCAGGAUGUUCAGCUCCUGUUCAAUUAAUUAGCUCCUUGCCUUUCCCUGUUUCUUCUGUGUCUAGCGGCGUCCCUUCUACAAUUACUGUUGCUGCUGCUGCUAAAGGGCCUUUUGUUCCCCCAGAUAACCUUCUGCGGACUAAAGGGGCACUUGGUUGGAAGGGAUCAGCAGCCACAAGUGCAUUCCGGCCAGCUGAACCCAGAAAGAUUCUGGAUAUGCCUCUGGGUACAAGUAACAUCACUAUUGCUGAUGCUAGUAUUAGGAAACAAAGUCGUCCUCCUUUGGAUAUUGAUUUGAAUGUACCUGAUGAGAGAGUCCUUCAGGAUCUAGCUUCCCGAAGUUUUGCUAAGGUCACAGACUCUGCACUGGACCUUACUAGUACUCAUGAUUUAACAUGUGGGAUGGUGGGUUCUCCACCCACUCGGUCCUCCGGGGGACUUGAUCUUGAUUUGAAUAGAGUUGAUGAGCCUGCUGAUUUGGGUAAUCACUCAACUGGGUAUAGUCGUAGACUGGAUGUCCCUAUGCAGCCUAUAAAAUCAUUGUCUGGGAUUCUUAAUAGUGAAGUAACUGUCCAUAGGGACUUCGAUUUGAAUAAUGGUCCUGCUGUUGAUGAGGUAAGCACUGAACCAUCACUAUUUAGUCAUAAUGCUAGAAGCAGCAAUGCCCCAUCUCGACCAUCAGUUUCCAGCCUCCUGAUGAACAGUACUGAGGUGGCAAAUUUCUCAUCAUGGUUUCCUACUGAGAAUACAUACUCAUCUAUUGCAAUACAAUCGAUCUUACCUGAUAGAGAGCAGCCUUUCCCAAUUGUUGCAACUGCUGGGCCACAUAGGGUGUUGGGCCCACCUAUUGGUGCCACCCCUUUUAAUCCUGAUGUCUAUAGGGAACCCAUGUUGUCAUCUUCACCAGCAGUGUCAUUUCCAUCAACUCCUUUCCAGUAUCCUGUUUUCCCCUUUGGAACAACAUUUCCUCUUCCUUCUAGUAGCUUUUCUGUUAGCUCAACUACUUACGUUGAUUCAUCUACGGGUGGGAGGUUUUGUUUUCCUCCAGUUCAUUCGCAAUUGUUACGACCUGCUGGUGCUGUACCAUCCCAUUACCCGAGGUCCUAUGUUGUUAGCCUUCCUUAUGGUAGCAAUAGUAGUGGUGCUGAGAACGGUAGGCAUUGGAGAAGGCAAGGUCUAGACUUAAAUGCUGGGCCUGGAGUUCCAGACAUUGAAGGAAGAGAUGAGUCCGCACCUCUUGCAUCAAGGCAACUGUCUGUUGCCAGUUCACAAGUCCAGGCAGAGGAGCAAGCAAGAAUCUAUCAGGUUCCUGGUAGCAUUUUGAAAAGGAAGGAACCUGAGGGAGGAUGGAAUGGAUACAAGCAAUCUUCAUGGCAGUAGGAAUCAAGAAACCUUAAAUGUCACAUCUGAUGACUCAACUCAAGGCAUGUAUUCAAGGAUGGGAAUUGGCUAACCUCCAGAGGUCAUUUACCCUGUGUGCUCUUAGAGGAUGGGUGUUCAUCUGCAACAGUUGUGAUUCCUGCCAACUUUGAUAUCAAUGUUUUUAUAAGGUGUUGGCACAGAGGUAGCGUUUGAAGUCUGAUGUUGCACGUUCACCUCUAUUGGCCCUUGUGAUGACCAGUGACUGGCAACAAUGUUAUUCAUCUUUUGCUUGUGCUUCGCCUUGAUGUUUCUGUUGAUCGAAUUUGCUAGGUAGGUGUCAUGAAGCAAAGCCUUGUAUGUAUUCUGGAACUACUAAUAUAACUACAGCAGUUCUAGGUGAUUAUAACGUUUUCAAGACGGAUUGGCACUGUUGUUAAGUAUGACUAAUUUAUUUUGAAGGGAAACUACUCUCAAUCCCUUUGAUUUGCUGCCUGCAGUGUUGGGAUUAGAAGUCAAGUUCACGAGUGAAACUCAACAAUAGGGUAAUAUUUUGGGAAAAAAGAGAAUGGGGUAAUGACUUCUGUACUAACCGACUAUUGGGCUUGAAUGUAGUUGUUCAAAAUGUGUAAAGCAAAUUCUGGUAUGUUGAUUAUACAUGGUGUAGUUAUGGUUAUAGAUCAUGCAUUGUUUUAUUUAUAAA